GAGAUUGAAUAGUUUCGACAUAGCCACGUAGAAAGCCCACCCAUUCCUUCCAAUACAAAGCUCUCGAGUUUCUAAUACGCCAACUAUUCCUCCUCCAUCUCUCUCCCUGUAUAACAAGAGUUCCGAGAAUCGAAUCCGUGAUCCAACAACUAAGUGAAAAGACAAAUUAAUUUAGCGUAAGAUCAAAGCCCACACAUACAAAAUAUGAGUGGCCUGGGUCCGGCUGCCUGUUGGCUAGCACACAAGCGAAUCGAAUCGUGGUCCCGCAUGGCCAAGGAGCGCGUUGGUGCCGUUCGCCGUGUUACACUUGACCGCAACUCGGCUGAAGAUAGCGCUGGCAGUGGUAGUGGCAGUGGCAGUGGCGGCAGCAAUGGUUGCACCCAAGUGCUGCCAGGAAGCGAGGGUGCGGCAUCCACGACGCCGCCGCCUCUGCAGCCGAUGACGCCGCCGCCCUCGGCAUCAUCGGUGACCUCGACGACGAGCGGCAUUGGCAGUGUGUCCGCUGGUAGUGGCAGCGAUAGUUGUGAUUUGCCGACGGAUUCAGAGGAAGUCAAUAUUUCUAAGGAGUCACACACAAUUCAACCUGCCACACAGCUUCAUGGCAUCCCGUGUGUACCGACCAAUCCGAUUCCAUCAGACAUUUUGCGUGGUCCUGCUGAGAUAUUUCACAGCCCAUUGCACUUGCACCAUCAGAGCCGUUCCUUUCCACCGCGGCUACAGCGAACACCCUCUAUUUCCAGUCAGAGCAGUAUGGAUAGCGCUCCCUCCCGGCAGUCGGGACAUCGCGGCUCUUCACCCCAAAUAAGGACGUUUGGACCCGACGGACGAAGUUCUCUUCCGAGUGAUUCAGCGUUUCCCCACCAUCUGCCCCGUUCGCCCAGUCCCAUGCGGACCAUUUCGCUGGAUGCUCGUUGCAGCAGCCCGGCUUCAGCUGAUGUAAGUGUCAUGCGGACCCCCAGCCCUUCCCAGAGCAGCCUAGCCUCUUUAUCUGGUGGGUUCGGUGUUGGAACUGCGCCGAAUAUGGCUAUGACUAGUGGUGUUGGAUCUGUUGUUAGUAAGGGCAUGAACAUGAACGUGAAUACUGGUCGCUGUCUCUCCCCACUGCUAAUACCUCCGCGUCCUCAGCCCGGCAUCGACCCAACUGUGGGUCCUGCUUCGCCACUGGGUGCCCUACAACCGGACCUAUACCGAAUGCCCGAUGGACCGAUCUACCUGACGGCCCCCGAAACUAGCCAUGCCGUGGGCCGUUUGCACUUGCGGGUAAAAUAUGAUUACCACCUAUUCGACUUAACGGUUCACUUAAUUGAAGCGCACAAUUUGAGUUCCAUUGAGGAUGGCGGCUUCAGGGACCCUUACGUGCGUUUGAUGCUUCAACCUGAUGUAGAUAAUCGCAAGCGUCAAACACAUAUACACCGCGGCGAGUCGAACCCAUACUUCGAUCAGCACUUCAAGUUUCCGGUUUCCCGUGAUCAGCUGCAAGGCAAAGAGCUUGUCCUGCAGGUUCUCGAUUAUGACAGAUACUCGCACAACGACAUUAUUGGCGAAGUUCGCAUUUCGGUGGGUGGCCUAGAUCUAUCAAAGUCCGUCGAGAUCUGGGGGGACUUGCUACGCACCAAGAAGCCCAAAGAAGAUCGACCAGAAUUGCUCUGUUCCUUGAACUUUCUUCCACAGGCAGAACGUCUGACCAUUGUAAUAAUGAAAGCCAGAAAUUUGGAUACUAUUCAGGAGCCGUACGUCAAGAUAUAUCUGAUACAAAACGGAAAGCGCAUAAAGAAGAAAAAGACAAGCAUUUCAAAAUCCGAUGAUCUAAGCAAUCCCAUUUGGAACGAGGCAUUCACAUUCAAUCUACAAUCAAAUUACUUACAGAGUUCCGCCAUUGAGAUCUAUGUAGUCGGUGCGGGUAGCGAAGCGACUGAAAUCGGCUGCUUUGGGCUUGGCCCCCAGGAAAGUGGAACUGGUUGUCAACACUGGCACGACAUGAUUAAUAAUGCACGCAAGCCCACAGCCAUGUGGCACUACAUCCGUUAAGGAUUGCUUU
Drosophila navojoa is the source of this 2038-nucleotide messenger RNA. It is a transcript of the gene Sytbeta, whose product is annotated as Synaptotagmin beta. Gene Ontology annotation, cellular component: plasma membrane; exocytic vesicle. Gene Ontology annotation, biological process: calcium-ion regulated exocytosis. The record is from RefSeq and is a predicted model, not a curated record. Gene Ontology annotation, molecular function: calcium-dependent phospholipid binding; clathrin binding; SNARE binding. Lineage: Eukaryota; Metazoa; Arthropoda; Insecta; Diptera; Drosophilidae.